AUCCAGGCAGGGGCCUGUUUACGGUCAACUCCAGUGAGAGACCGAUCUGCGUGUCUGCAGACCAGGCUACCUCAGCCAUUUUGUCUCUGCGCCUCUUCGCCAUGGCGGAGAUGGACGACGGUGAUGAGCCGGGUUUAGUUCACACUCGCAGCGGUUCUUCUGGAUCCAAAUCAGGGGGAGACAAGAUGUUUUCCCUCAAGAAGUGGAAUGCGGUGGCCAUGUGGAGCUGGGAUGUGGAGUGUGACACCUGCGCUAUUUGUCGGGUUCAAGUAAUGGAUGCAUGCUUGAGAUGCCAGGCUGAAAACAAACAAGAGGACUGUGUUGUGGUAUGGGGAGAGUGCAACCACUCCUUCCACAAUUGCUGCAUGUCCCUCUGGGUGAAGCAGAACAAUAGAUGCCCAUUAUGCCAACAGGACUGGGUGGUACAGAGGAUCGGCAAGUGAGGAUUCAAGCUUUGGACCCACAUUUCCUCCAUCCACUUUGGGACUACUCUGCUUGGGGAGACCGGACUGAUUAUCAGAGCAUCUCCAGCUGCUGAAUGUGUAGGAAAAUCUGUGUGCAUGUGUGCGUGUGUGACUGUCAAAGUGAAACCAAGGAUGUAGGCAGAAAUCCAGGUGACACUGGUUAGCUUUACCAUUCUGUCACCUCAUACAGCAUUAAGAAGAACCAGCCAGAAGAGCUCCAGGAUACAACAGAUUCACUUAGGUGUUUGUGGCAUCAUGUGAUAUUAUAACUGAAGUUGUGCUAUGAAUGUGUGUGUUUAAGUGUGUUAGAAAUAAAAACAAAUCUCAAUG
Molecule: messenger RNA, 794 nt
Organism: Sinocyclocheilus grahami
Lineage: Eukaryota; Metazoa; Chordata; Actinopteri; Cypriniformes; Cyprinidae
Product: RING-box protein 2
Exons: 3
Coding region: 102-443 (113 amino acids)
Molecular function (GO): zinc ion binding
Source: RefSeq, a predicted model, not a curated record